Molecule: messenger RNA, 1530 nt
Organism: Pleurotus ostreatus (oyster mushroom)
Lineage: Eukaryota; Fungi; Basidiomycota; Agaricomycetes; Agaricales; Pleurotaceae
Exons: 13
Coding region: 1-1530 (509 amino acids)
Biological process (GO): transmembrane transport
Molecular function (GO): transmembrane transporter activity
Source: RefSeq, a predicted model, not a curated record
AUGUCGCUGACUGAGGAGAUGAGACCCGCCACUGCCGCUUCGUAUGCAUCGUCGGCGACUAACGUCCCCACAACGGAGCUUCCAAGCCAUGCCGAGCACCCUGGGCACGGUGAAUCGGCUUUGCCUGAGGACAAGAAGGAAGAGGCCCUCGAAAACUUGGAAGAGGACUGGGAGGAUGAUCCACUUAACCCUCGCAACUGGUCCUUUGGCAAGAAAUGGACCGCCGUCAGCAUUGUUUCACUAUAUACUUUUGCUUCCCCUUUGGCUAGUUCCAUGAUGGCCCCGGGUCUACCGGAGGUCGCGAUACGAUAUGGUAUAACGGACUCUACGACACUCGCCAUGACGUUGAGUAUUUUCUUGUUGUCGUUUGCACUUGGACCAUUGAUCUUAGCUCCAUUGUCCGAGAUCUAUGGUCGAACAUGGAUACUGCACAUUGGUAAUCUGUUCUCCAUUGCCUUCAACUUCGGUUGUGCCUUCGCACCAAACACCGGUGCACUAAUCGGCUUCCGUUUCCUCAGUGGUCUCUCCGGGAGUGCUCCAAUCGCCAUUGGAGGCGGUUCAAUUGGUGAUUUGUUCUCAGAACGCGAUCGUGCAUCUGCCAUGGCCGUCUAUAGUUUGGGCCCUCUAAUCGGUCCCGCAAUUGGCCCAGUCGCCGGUGGCUUUAUCGCGCAGACGAUUGGUGUCAAAUAUGUUUUCGUCGUCAUCGCCGCGUUCAAUGCCCUAUCAUCCGUCAUCGGUAUCCCGCUUCUGAAGGAAACAUACGCUCCAGUCAUUCGACUGAGGCUGGCCAAGCACUCAGCUGAUCCUGAGGCUGCGGCCAAGCGCCACCCUGCUCUAAUGCAGGCCCAUGGCAACAACUGGCACGUACUAUGGGUAAACAUUACGCGUCCGGUUAUACUUUUGACGAGAAGUUUCAUCUGCUUUAUCUUAUCGCUGUAUAUGGCUUUCAUGUAUGGUAUCUAUUACCUCAUGUUCGCCACCUUCGCCAGCUUCUUCAGCUCUACAUACGGGUUCCGCCCUGGCGUGGGCGGUCUUGCGUACCUCGGACUCGGCAUCGGUUUCUUCGUUGCUACACUAUUUGGCGCCAAAUUUGCCGACCAAGUGUAUCACAAGCUCUCCGAGAGGAACGGCGGUAAAGGCAAGCCCGAAAUGCGGAUCCCCGCUCUGUUCUUUGGUUCAUUUUUCGUUCCCAUCGGGUUGUUUUGGUACGGUUGGUCCGCUGAGGCGAAGAUACACUGGAUUAUGCCGAUCAUUGGUUCUGGUAUUUUUGGCUUCGGUGACUUGCCCAUCCAGCUGUAUCUGGUCGACACUUUCACCUACGCUGCUAGUGCGACCGCUGCUGCCUCUGUCUUCCGCUCCCUUCUUGGCUUUAUAUUCCCCUUGUUUGGGAAACAGAUGUACGACCGUCUUGGAUUUGGGGGCGCUAAUUCGCUGCUCGCUGGCCUGGCUAUCGUGUUAGGCAUCCCCUUCCCCGUGUGGAUAUACUACAAGGGCGAAGCCAUCCGCGCUCGCAGCAGUCUGACGCAUUGA